GGCAGUGACGAAGUCCAAGAAUCGUUCUAAAGAUGAAGUGCAUCGUAGUUUUUGGCCUGCUAUCGAUCGGCAUGUGCCUGGCCGCUCCAACUGCUCCCGAAGCCGAGAUUGUUAACCUGGCAUCCGAGGUCUCCGCUGACGGCUUCAACUAUAACUUCGACACCAGUGACGGCACCAAGCAGGAACAGCACGGCAAGCUGAAGAACCUGGGUCCCGAGGAGGAAGUUCUGCAGGUGGCCGGAUCCUUUAGCUACCAGGGGGAUGAUGGCAAGACCUACUCUAUAACAUACACGGCGGAUGAGAAUGGAUACCAGCCCCAGGGCGAGCACCUUCCACACCUUUAA
This is a messenger RNA of Drosophila bipectinata, 344 nucleotides long. RefSeq names its product Lcp65Aa (gene Lcp65Aa). Gene Ontology annotation, cellular component: chitin-based extracellular matrix. The record is from RefSeq and is a predicted model, not a curated record. Gene Ontology annotation, molecular function: structural constituent of chitin-based larval cuticle. Lineage: Eukaryota; Metazoa; Arthropoda; Insecta; Diptera; Drosophilidae.